AGAGAUGAAACGUUUCGCAACCUGUCUUGUUUUACAAGUAGAGCUCUUGAAAAGCACUAAAAAAGCCGAGGCAAAUAGACCUACUGUGCCCCCUUGUUCCUCUCUCUCUCUCUCAAGGAUUCACCAUUUAGAUCGAGCCAAAGAUGUUCCUCACAAGGACCGAGUAUGACCGAGGAGUGAACACUUUCUCUCCUGAAGGCAGAUUGUUUCAGGUUGAAUAUGCUAUUGAAGCCAUUAAGCUAGGUUCAACUGCAAUUGGGUUAAAGACAAAAGAAGGUGUUGUGCUUGCAGUUGAGAAGCGUAUCACUUCACCACUGCUGGAGCCCAGUAGUGUGGAAAAGGUUAUGGAAAUUGAUGAGCAUAUUGGAUGUGCUAUGAGUGGAUUAAUUGCAGAUGCUCGUACACUUGUUGAGCAUGCACGUGUGGAGACUCAGAACCAUAGAUUCUCGUAUGGUGAGCCCAUGACAGUGGAGUCUACAACCCAAGCACUCUGUGAUCUGGCUUUGCGAUUUGGUGAAGGCGAUGAAGAAUCCAUGUCUCGUCCAUUUGGGGUGUCGCUUCUCAUUGCUGGUCAUGAUGAGAAUGGUCCUAGCCUGUACUAUACAGAUCCAUCUGGCACAUUUUGGCAAUGCAAUGCUAAGGCUAUUGGUUCAGGAUCAGAAGGUGCAGAUAGCUCUUUGCAAGAGCAAUAUAACAAGGACCUCACUCUUCAAGAGGCUGAGACAAUUGCACUUUCCAUUCUGAAGCAAGUUAUGGAAGAAAAGGUGACUCCCAACAAUGUUGAUAUUGCAAAGGUGGCUCCAACAUAUCAUCUGUAUACGCCUGCAGAGGUGGAGACUGUCAUUAGUCGCCUCUAAGAACAACAUUUCGUGAAAUUUCCUUGGAACAUAAUUUGUAUUCCCAAUUGUUGCCUAAGCUGCUUGUCUUAUUAGUUGGGGAAGCAGAGGAUUGAACCCAUACAAGCUUUUUCUCAGAUGAUACUAAACUGUGCUGCUUGACUGUUUUGUAACUGUGCUUUGUCAAAACGAAACACAAAUUUCUUGUUGGACUUAAAUGCAAACUAAAUUCCAAGCGCCA
Messenger RNA from Hevea brasiliensis (rubber tree), 1077 nucleotides. RefSeq names its product proteasome subunit alpha type-5. NCBI's taxonomy places the organism in Eukaryota, Viridiplantae, Streptophyta, Magnoliopsida, Malpighiales, Euphorbiaceae. Gene Ontology annotation, biological process: proteasome-mediated ubiquitin-dependent protein catabolic process. The transcript has 9 exons. Bases 144 to 857 code for a protein of 237 amino acids. The record is from RefSeq and is a predicted model, not a curated record. Gene Ontology annotation, cellular component: nucleus; proteasome core complex; proteasome core complex, alpha-subunit complex.